Molecule: messenger RNA, 1131 nt
Organism: Paramecium tetraurelia
Lineage: Eukaryota; Ciliophora; Oligohymenophorea; Peniculida; Parameciidae
Exons: 3
Source: RefSeq, a predicted model, not a curated record
AUGAAGAUUGCCAUAUUGCUUAUUUUAGCUGUUUCACUCAAUGCAGUCUCAACAGACUUGAAUAGAUAGGCCUAGAAGCAUGUUGAUGCCUUAAUGAAAACUAAUUGGGGACAAACCAUCUUACAAUUGGCUGAAUUACAUGCUCACACAGGAGGAGUUUUAUAAGACUUAGUAGGAGCAAUUGAAGAAAUGAUUUAAUAAAUGUAAGAUGAAUUGGAUGAAGUCGAAUACAACUAUGGAGUUAGAACAAAUGAACACAACUCAUUAUCAUUAUAAUAUACUUAAGAAGUUUAAGAUGCUGAUAUUGACAUCUAAAGAAGUGCUGAUACAUUGGAGAAUUUACUUUAUCCAAGAAGAGAAUAACUCAAGAGCAAGAUCUAAUAAUUGAUUGAUUACUAAGAAUUCAAUAGAAAGAAUGUCGAUGAAGAAACAUUGAUCAGAGAAUAAGAGCAUGAAGCCUUCGAAGCUUAAAUCGCUGAAUUCAACGAUGCAGUUGGUGCCACUGAUGAUGCCUUAAACUUGUUGAGCACAUUGACCAACCCAUCAUUGGUUUAGAUUCAAAAAUUCUAAAACAAUUUGAGAAAGAUCGAAGCCAGAAUCCAACCACAUUCAUAACACCAAACUUUAAUCAAGGCCUUGAUCACUUUGGCUUCAGAAUAAAACUUCUCAGAUUAAGGAAUCAUCAAACAAAUCGUUGACAAAUUGAAUGAAUUCAGAAAUGCCGUCGUUGAUGCCAUCAAUGCUGCUACUGCUUAAGAAGCCUAAGAUGUUCAAGACUACGAGGACAGAAUUGAAUAAUUGGACGCUGAAUAUGCUGAAUUCUAAAGAUAAAUUACUAAAAUUACCAUUGAUUUGAAUGCUACUUAAGAAAAGAUUGAACAAUUUUUAUCAUUCCAAGCCCAAAGAUAAUCUGACAGAAACACUGCUUAAGCUUUACUUGAUUUGGAGAAUGAACAAUAUGCUGAUGACACCUAAAUUUACACCGACUUAAAGAACAAAUUAAUCAGAGAUAUUCAAGUGACUGAGGAAGCAUUCAGUUUAGUCAAGAGCGUUGACUUCAGCAAAAUUAAAGUCUGAUUGAAUAUAUAAACAAUAUAUUAAUAAUUAUUCAUUGAGAAUUUCUAGAAUAAA